Molecule: messenger RNA, 1863 nt
Organism: Maudiozyma barnettii
Lineage: Eukaryota; Fungi; Ascomycota; Saccharomycetes; Saccharomycetales; Saccharomycetaceae
Gene: AVT1
Product: Avt1p
Exons: 1
Coding region: 1-1863 (620 amino acids)
Biological process (GO): amino acid transmembrane transport
Cellular component (GO): vacuolar membrane
Molecular function (GO): amino acid transmembrane transporter activity
Source: RefSeq, a predicted model, not a curated record
AUGAAUAGUGAUCCAGAGCAACAACCAUUACAAAAUGCUAGAAAUGGUAAUCCUAGAUCUCAGGUUCAUUAUAUUUCCAUUCCAAUAGAUAGAAAUGCAGAUUUCCCAACAGAUACACAAAAUGAUGGUACGCCUGUUGAAGCAUCAUUCAAUACUAGAAGACAAUCUAUUCUAAACCAACCAAUUGGUUCAUUUAGAGGUGUUAAUUCUCUAGGAAGAUUUGCUACAUCUUUAAGAAGAGCUAAUUCGUUUAGACACAUCGAUGUAAACUCAAGUGUAGAACGUUCUUUCUUUAAAGAUAAUCAUGAUGAAAUAUUUGAUCCUGAUACAUUGGCACCUGCUGUGAAUGGUAGAAGAUUAUCAACUGUAUUACAUCCAUCACAAAACAUUUCAAUGAGACCAUCCAUUACUAACUUAGAUGCCAGUAGGGGUACCGGAGAUAAUCCCUUCUUUGAUGAUAGUUCAAUAGAUUAUGGAUCUACUUAUUCAGGACAUACUGGUAUUGGUGCUGGUGAACAAAGUUCUCUUUUGAGGGGUUCCAUAUCUAUGGCUGAACUAGCUGAUAAUUUAAGUAGAGAUGGUUAUAAAGGUGUUAUUGCAGGUGAUGUGGAUUCAUUUGUACUGAAACAAGUUGAAGAUAAAGAUGGAAAAGUGGUCACUGUUUUAGCAGGUCAAUCAACUGCACCUCAAACUAUUUUCAAUUCAAUUAACGUUUUAAUAGGUAUCGGAUUAUUAGCAUUACCACUAGGUUUGAAACAUGCUGGUUGGGUCAUUGGGUUAUCUCUGUUGUCACUCUUUGCUAGUGCCACUUUUUGUACUGCAGAACUUCUUUCUAGAUGUUUAGAUACCGAUUUAACUUUAAUGUCGUAUGCCGAUUUAGGUUAUGCAGCCUUCGGUACUAAAGGUCGUGCUUUAAUAUCUGCAUUGUUUACAUUGGAUUUGCUUGGCUGUGGUGUGUCUUUAGUUAUUUUAUUUGCAGAUUCUUUAAAUGCAUUAUUUCCAAAUGUUUCUGUUACAUCAUUUAAAAUAUUAGCAUUCUUUGUCAUUACACCACCAGUUUUCUUACCAUUAAGCAUUUUAUCGAAUAUAUCAUUAUUAGGUAUUCUAUCAACCAUUGGUACAGUAGCUGUUAUCACUGCAUGUGGUUUGUUUAAUAAUACUGCGCCUGGAUCUUUAUUCCAUCCCAUGGAAACACAAUUAUGGCCAAAAGAUAUCAAGAGCUUUUGUUUAUCAAUAGGUUUAUUGAGUGCAUCUUGGGGUGGUCAUGCAGUCUUCCCGAAUUUAAAAUCAGAUAUGAGACAUCCAGCUAAAUUUAAAGAUUGUCUAAAGACAACUUAUGAAAUUACUGCAGUGACUGAUAUUGGUAUUGCAGUGGUUGGAUAUUUAAUGUUUGGUGAUUCUGUAAAGGAUGAAAUUACGAAGAAUGUAUUGUUAUUAGAUAAAUUUCCUAGUUAUUUACAUGGUUUAAUCUCUGGUUUAAUGACUUUAAUCCCAAUUGCUAAGACACCUCUAAAUGCAAGACCUAUUAUUUCCGUUUUAGAUACAUUAUUAAACGUGAGAGAUGCUGAAGAGAAAUAUGAAGGCAAUCGUCUGAAGAUCGCUAAGACGAUUCAGUCUACAAAUGCACUAUUUGUUAAUAUCUUAUUUGUUAUUAUUGCCAUUAUAUUUCCUCAAUUCGAUAAAAUUAUUGCUUUCUUAGGUGCAGGUUUAUGUUUUAUGAUUUGUCUUAUUUUACCAUGUGCUUUCUAUCUGAAAAUUUGUAAAGACACAAUCUCACCUACAGAAAAAAUUGCAUGUUACAUUACUAUAUUUGUGAGUAUUAUUUUCUCGACUCUAGGUAUUGGCGCGGCUAUCGUUUCUUAA